This is a messenger RNA of Fraxinus pennsylvanica, 486 nucleotides long. The record is from the annotation of a GenBank genome assembly. NCBI's taxonomy places the organism in Eukaryota, Viridiplantae, Streptophyta, Magnoliopsida, Lamiales, Oleaceae.
AUGGAAAUUCAAGGGCUGACAGAAGUUAUCAAGCAAGAUAUAACUGCACUUAAUUCUGCUGUAGUUUAUCUCCGGCUUCUAUGCAACUCACGAAAUGGAGGUAGUAAUAUUUCAAGUGACACCACCACUCACUCUACAAUAGUUGUUGAUGAUCUGAAGAAUCGUUUGAUGAGUGCCACAAAGGAGUUUAAGGACGUAUUGACCAUGAGGACAGAGAACUUGAAGGUUCAUGAGAACAGAAGACAAUUGUUCUCUUCUACUGCUUCCAAGAAUCCAACAAAUCCAUUCAUUCGCCAACGGCCUUUGGCUAUUAAACCUACUGGAAGUACUUAUGCUGCACCUGCUCUUCCAUGGGCUAGUGGGGAAGACAAUCUUCAUCCCAUCCAUUCUUUAAGACAGAAACCAGAUGGAUGGGGAAACUCAACCAUUAAUGUCAUAGCAGCAGCAACAUCAACAGCAACAGGAAUUGGUUCUAGUACAAGAUAG